Microsporum canis CBS 113480 is the source of this 2022-nucleotide messenger RNA. RefSeq lists its product as hypothetical. NCBI's taxonomy places the organism in Eukaryota, Fungi, Ascomycota, Eurotiomycetes, Onygenales, Arthrodermataceae. The transcript has a single exon. Bases 1 to 2022 code for a protein of 673 amino acids. The record is from RefSeq and is a predicted model, not a curated record.
AUGGCUCCAAGUCUUCGUCCUCUACCAGCUAACCCUCCAAGACAUUCAAGUCGGCCUCUCCGCUUAAUUAGAACUCGGGUGAAGUCUUACCGUGAGGAUAGCUCAGACUCAGAUGAGGCUGACGUCCACGACGAGAGCUCAGAUGGCUCCCCAGUGACUGUCCGCCGCCGGCCGUUGAUAUACUCUGACUUGCGCCCUUCAGACGAACCUCAGCCUGAACAAACUUCACCUCAGAGCAGAAAGUCUCUCGCUGAACGCAUAACAAGAUCGUCCUCGAACCGUAAGAAGCGAGCUCUCUUCCUUCAAGCCUCUCGCAAGGCCCUUACUACCUCCCCCAAACAAUUCGGGCCGGAAGACGAGGCCGAGCUAGAAAUGCCAUCUCCUAUAGAGUCUGCCAAAAUUCCGCCAUGGCAGACCCUUCCGUAUCAUGUUCUUUUUGAUAUCUUCCUGAAUGCUGCGCCGAUGGGCAACGGGACCAAUAUCACAGAGACAUGGAAGUCAGUAAAGUGGCUGCUAGGCAUCUCUCGGCUUUGCAAACCCUUCUUCGAGCCGGCCAUUGCAGCGCUGUAUUAUUCUCCGCCCACCUUCUCCUUGGAUCGGCUGGAAAAGAUGAGAAAGCUGCUAGACAGAGACCAGAGCAUGCUGGCAACUAAUUACCGUAGCAAGGUAAAAUGUCUGGAUAUCUAUGGCCAUACGUACAAUAUCGACAGCCAGUCGCUACGUAGACUCCUAUGCGUUACACCGCAAAUAAAGCAUCUCCGGAUCCGUGAUCCGAGUGAUACCCCCAGGAAGCUGUCAAAACCGUUUCAGUUCUCCUUUCUUGAACGGUGGUUUGACCUGAUGCCACCAGAGCAUAUCCAGCUUCACAGUUGGGAAUGGAGUGCCAGGGUGCAGUUGUCGAGAUUGAAAGACCUUCAUCUCCAUCCAAUGUUCCAGCAGCUCAGAGCACUGAGAUUCUACAGAGUCUGGCCGUAUGAGCCACCGGAGACCCGGCAGUCUCUAGAUGGCGAAAAGCAGCUGUCGGCGGCUCAGCAUCUAGUUUCAUCACUUGUUGCUCUUCCUAAUCUUUCGGUAUUGGAAUUUAGCCAAUGCCAGCUUCCUGAUGAUUUUCUUUUCCUGUUGCCAGUCGACUUGCGGGUCCUAUCACUCGACCAGUGUGAGAACGUGGACUCGGAAGGCCUUGCGAGUUUCCUGUUCGAACAUGGACGGAAGAUGGAGGUCCUCAACCUGGCCCAUAACAAGGAGGUGAACAUGUCAUUCACCGUGGGACUGCGGGCAUCCUGCCCUCUCCUGCGGGUCUUCAGGAUGGAUCUAAACUUUAGCUCUGGCUACUAUACGUUGGCUCACGACGUUGAACCUCACUUUGACCUCCUCCUUCAUCCCGGUCAGGUCCCAACCUGGCCGUCUAGCCUGGAAACCCUUGAGCUCGAGCGCCUCCGUAAAUGGGAUAUCACAACGGCAGAGGUGGUGUUUAAGUCGUUGAUCGAAGCAGCUCCACGCUUGACAUAUCUGCGCACGCUCACCCUUACCGCCAUCCUCAAGACCGACUGGCGUGAUCGUGCUCAGUUCAGGGAAGAAUGGGCACGAACCCUGGAACGAACCUUUCUCAGAAAAAGUGCAUCUCCAAGAGGUGCUUCUGGCGGAGCAGCGAAGCUGUCCGUGCCGGAUAUCAAGCCAUCGCCUAGAUCAGAUGCUUCUAGCGCUUCCCAACCCGUCCGGGAUGAUACCACGGAAGGUCAGGCGCCGAGAAGAAAAAGCCGGCGUCUGGCAGAGCGCAGGUCUCAAAACAACAGUGAUGAUAGCGAACGCUCUAGCGACGGAGCAUCCAGCAGUCGAAACAUGAUGCCUUCAGCGAGAGAGCAACAUCAAGGAAUGUGCAACGUGGUCAAGAUCCGAAUUGACAAUCUUCGUCCUGCAGACGUUAUCCUGCCGGCAGAGAAUCUCAGCGACGGUGAAGCCAGUGGAGACGACGACUGGAACGGAGACGACCUUGACUUUAACAACGACAGCUACGCCUGGUGA